Molecule: messenger RNA, 2107 nt
Organism: Oncorhynchus tshawytscha (Chinook salmon)
Lineage: Eukaryota; Metazoa; Chordata; Actinopteri; Salmoniformes; Salmonidae
Product: laminin subunit beta-1-like
Exons: 15
Coding region: 182-2107 (641 amino acids)
Biological process (GO): basement membrane assembly; substrate adhesion-dependent cell spreading; cell migration
Cellular component (GO): laminin trimer
Molecular function (GO): integrin binding; extracellular matrix structural constituent
Source: RefSeq, a predicted model, not a curated record
CUCCGGGGCGCGUGGGAUGCACAGUUUGGGGCUCGCCACGAACUCCUAGAACAGAGUUACAGAGACCACUCGUUCACACACACACACACAGAGAGAGAGAGAGAGACACUCACGUACACAACUGCUUCAGGACUUGCUGACAACAACCCGAGGGAUAAUUAUCAAUGUUUCAUGCUCGAAAAUGCUGAUAUUGCACAUCGCAUCACUUUUGACCCUCGGGUGGCGCUCCUUUGCCCAGCUGCCGGAGUUUGGGGAUGUGUGCACUGAGGGGAGCUGCUACCCCGCCACCGGGGACCUUCUGAUUGGCCGUGCGCACAAGCUCACGGCCUCCUCCACCUGCGGCAUUGAGAAGCCUGAGCGCUUUUGCAUCGUUGGUCACUUGGAGGAGGAGAAGAAGUGUUUUGUGUGUGACUCCAGAGAGAAGUAUGAUGAGAGGAUGAACCACACCACCAGCCACAGCAUCGAAAACUUGGUCACCACCUUCGCCCCCAACCGCCUCAAGACCUGGUGGCAGUCUGAGAAUGGGGUGGAGAAUGUGACCAUUCAACUGAACCUGGAAGCUGAGUUCCACUUCACACAUCUCAUCAUGACUUUUAAGACGUUCCGUCCGGCUACCAUGGUGAUCGAGCGUUCCAUGGAUUUUGGGGAGAAGUGGCAGGUGUACCGUUACUAUAGCUAUAACUGUGAGUCCGCCUUCCCUGGGAUAUCCGUGGGACCCAUGGUCAAAGUGGACGACAUCAUCUGUGACUCUCGCUACUCUGACAUAGAGCCGUCCGCAGAGGGAGAGGUGAUAUUCAGGGUGCUGGACCCGGCGUUUGAGAUUGAAGACCCUUACAGUCCCAGGAUACAGAACAUGCUGAAGAUCACUAACCUGCGUGUCCAGUUCACUAAGCUCCACACACUGGGUGACAACCUGCUGGACUCCAGAGACGAGGUCACAGAGAAAUACUACUAUGCCCUCUUCGACAUGGUCGUCCGCGGCAACUGCUUCUGCUACGGACAUGCCUCCAAAUGCGCCCCUGUUGAUGGGAUACACGUAGGCACAGAGGGCAUGGUCCAUGGUCACUGUAUGUGUAACCACAACACAGAGGGUCUGAACUGUGAGCACUGUAAGGACUUCUACAACGACCUGCCCUGGAGGCCUGCAGAGGGACGCAACACAAAUGCCUGCAAGAUGUGCGAGUGUAACCACCACUCCAGGUCAUGUCACUUUGACAUGGCUGUGUAUCUGUCUACGGGGAAUGUGAGUGGAGGAGUGUGUGAUGAGUGUCAACACAACACCAUGGGGCGUCAGUGUGAGCAGUGCAGACCCUUCUACUACCAGCACCCCGAAAGACACCUGAGAGACCCCAACAUCUGUGAACCGUGUAGCUGUGACCCAACGGGCUCCCUGCAGGGUGGUGUGUGUGACGGCAGGACAGACGUGUCUGCUGGUCUGAUAGCAGGGCAGUGUCGCUGUAAGACCAGUGUGGAGGGAGAGCGCUGCGAUCACUGUAGACAGGGACACUACGGCCUGGGACAGGGACCAAACGGCUGCCUGCAGUGUACCUGUAAUCCCCUGGGCACACUGCCUGGAGGAAGCCCAUGUGACAUGGACACAGGAAACUGCUUCUGCAAACGCCUUGUCACCGGCAGGAACUGUGACCGGUGUCUGCCGCAAAACUGGGGCCUGAGUAAUGACAUGGACGGCUGCAGACCAUGUGACUGCGACCAGGGCGGAGCCGUCAACAAUGAUUGUUCUCCGAUAUCAGGCCAGUGUCAGUGUCGAGAACACAUGUAUGGGAGGUGUUGUGACCAGGUGGAGUCAGGAUACUACUUCAUCGCCUUGGACCACUACACCUACGAGGCUGAGGAAGCCAAGCACGGCCCUGUGAGUGCUGUGAGAAGAGCUCAGCUGGAACAGCCAGAGGAGUUAAAGCUGUUGAAACAGCUGCAGAAUAACGCUGAUGCAGAACCAGGCUGGGUUGGACUAGCCGGACUCGGGCAACUCUGUGAUUCCUCCAAGCAGUUUCCUGACGAGCAGCUCCAACUAUGCCAGCCCUGGACUCGGAUCGACGCCAGCCCACCAAAGGUCAGCAGUCACAAUGCAGCAGACUGGAUCAAGUGA